Solea senegalensis (Senegalese sole) is the source of this 703-nucleotide messenger RNA. Its product is annotated as survival motor neuron protein-like. Gene Ontology annotation, cellular component: nucleus; cytoplasm. Gene Ontology annotation, biological process: mRNA processing. Bases 23 to 703 code for a protein of 226 amino acids. NCBI's taxonomy places the organism in Eukaryota, Metazoa, Chordata, Actinopteri, Pleuronectiformes, Soleidae. The record is from RefSeq and is a predicted model, not a curated record. Gene Ontology annotation, molecular function: RNA binding. The transcript is spliced from 7 exons.
UUCACGCGCUACCAUUGAAACGAUGACGGAACCAGAAGAAAAUUACGAAACCGUGGAGACGGUGCAGUUCCUCUGCGCCACCACCAAACACGAAACUUCACUCUUGGAAAGUUUGGAAAAGACACUGCAAAUUUCACACGACAAUAAGUCAACAGGAAGUCCCGCCUCCGAGGAGACCGAGAGCAGAGAGGAGGCAGAGCAUAAAGAAGCAGCACAGCAGGACGUUCUGAGUGUGUGUUCACCUGCAGCUGAGACCAAGUGGGAGGCGGGCUCUCAGUGUCUCGCCAUUUACUCAAAGGACGGUCAGGUUUAUCCGGCGACUGUCGUGUGUUUGGACGGAAAUCACUGCAGAGUUCGUUUCACUGGUUACGACAACGAGGAGGACGUUGAACUGAGCACGCUCCAGAGUCCUCCAGUAGCUCCGCCCACUCAGACUUCGCAGGAAUGGCGUCCUGGUUCCCGUUGUCGGGCUGUGUUCUCUGAGGACAGCCUGGUUUAUCCAGCAGUGGUUCUGUGGGUCAAAGGUCAGCAGUGUCGCGUUCGUUUUGACGACUACAACAACGAGGAGGAGCUGGACGUCUGCAGCCUCCUGAGUCCAGACGAGCUGCAUGGACCCAACAGAACCAGCAGCAAGGGAAUCAUGUGGAAGAGGAGAGGGAGGAGAGAGGAACAAAGACACAACGACCAAUCAGAUUACAGCUGA